UCCUCUGAGUCCACCGUAACUAACCCAUGAAGACCAUGAAAGCCAGGCUUCAGAUGCUUCCAAUUUUGGCCGCUUCGGCAGCUUCGGCCGCCGAUGUCACCUGGGUGUUGGGCUCGGGCGGUGCCAGUUGCGACUUGACCUGCGUCAGUCGCUCCGGCUGCAGCGAAGAUGCGUGGCCAAAGACGGAUGCUGAGUUCUAUGACAUUUCCAAGUUGGCAGGACAAGUUUGUGAGUCAACUCAGACUGGCAGCGCCAAGUAUGAUCCCAGCACGGAUGGUCGCUACUGUGGCUGGAAGGGUCCAGAAGAUAUGCCAAAGGAAGAGACCCGAUGUAGCCAAAGUGCGGAUUCGAGCACCUAUCGCUUCUGUCCCUGCAAUUCAGAUAAGGAGCUUUAGCUGUGAUGAAUUUGUGGGAGAGGUGUGAGUGACGGUGUGAGGUUGGAUGGGUGAGGC
Cladocopium goreaui is the source of this 452-nucleotide messenger RNA. The record is from the annotation of a GenBank genome assembly. Lineage: Eukaryota; Dinophyceae; Suessiales; Symbiodiniaceae.